Molecule: messenger RNA, 2560 nt
Organism: Meira miltonrushii
Lineage: Eukaryota; Fungi; Basidiomycota; Exobasidiomycetes; Exobasidiales; Brachybasidiaceae
Product: putative NPL4-nuclear protein localization factor and ER translocation component
Exons: 3
Coding region: 12-2465 (817 amino acids)
Biological process (GO): ubiquitin-dependent protein catabolic process
Cellular component (GO): nucleus
Molecular function (GO): ubiquitin binding; ubiquitin protein ligase binding
Source: RefSeq, a predicted model, not a curated record
UGUACUUCCCCAUGACCACUCUCACUUUCGUUACCACAUCAUCAUACGACAGCAGAAAAGACAUAAUGCUUGUUCGUGUACGUUCGAAGGAUGGGACGUUUAGAUUCCCUCUCGAACCGACAGACGAUGCUGCAAAGCUGAUCGAGCAGGUCUUGCAAACCACUCAAAAUGCGGAUCAUACCACUCUGACAUUGUCGAAUCAGCCGCGUGGUGGCGAGAUGCGGGCUGAAGACUUGAAGGGAACAACGUUGGCCAGCUUAGGAAUAGCACAUGGGCAUCUACUCUACGCUAACUACUCGGAAGCCUCAGCACCAUCCACCUCAGCAUCUGUUACUACUGAGACAGCCGGCUCAGGCUCAGCACCAGCAACCAGUUCGACAAAUGGAGCUCAGUCAAAUGCUUCAAAUGGCACAGCUUCUAUCACGACUGCAAAGAAGCCAUGGGAGACUGUCAAGGAAGAUGCAGUAGAUACAUUCUGGGAAGCACAAGAUGGAAAGAUUCCACGAAGUAAAGAUCCAAAAUUCUGCAGACAUGGGGACAAGGCGAUGUGCGACUACUGUAUGCCACUUGAGCCUUAUGACGAAAAUUUCAGAUUGGAAAACAGCAUCAAGCAUUUAUCGUUCCACGCAUAUCUGCGAAAGCGUGAUAUCGCUACAAAUAAGCCAUCGAGAUCGUACAUUCCACCACUUGAGGAAGAAGACUACAAUGUCAAGAUACCUUGUCCUUCUGAACAGCACCCGGAUUGGCCAGCUGGAAUUUGUACCAAAUGUCAACCAUCUGCCAUCACACUUCAACGUCAGCCUUAUAGAAUGGUCGAUCAUGUCGAAUUUGCUCAUCCUCAACUCAUCGAAAACUUGCUCAACUUUUGGCGAUCGACUGGGCUUCAGCGGUUUGGAUUCUUGAUUGGACGAUAUGAGCCGUAUGACAAAGUGCCAAUGGGUAUCAAAGCUGUGGUUGAAGCAAUCGCUGAGCCACCACAAGAAGGAGAUGCAGAUGGAUUAACGUUGGGUGUACCAUGGGAAGAUGCAGGCAGAAUAGAGAACUUGGCGCAGAGUUGUGGGAACAUGUCGAUCGUAGGUAUGAUUUACACCGACCUUUCGCCAUUAGAUCCUACAUUCCAGGAUCCAGAGGCAGCGGGCAAAGUUCUAUGCAAGAGACACAAAGACAGCUUCUUCUUGUCUGGGUGUGAAGUAUUGUUCUCGUCUACCUUGCAAAAGAGCAACCCGAACCCAUCAAGGUUUAGUGCAUCAGGCAAGUACAACAGCAAAUUUGUCACUUGUGUGAUCAGUGGAACGGAAGAAGGAGCAAUUGAUGUCAGUGCAUAUCAGAUCAGCGAGCAAGGGAUGGCGAUGGUCAGUGCGGAUAUGAUUGAAGCCAGUGUGAAUCCAAACAUUAUUCGUGUUAGGCCUAGCGAAGGAAAGAGAUAUGUGCCUGAAGUGUUUUAUCGAUACAAGAAUGAAUACAAGAUCGAUGUAAAGGAAAGUGCAAAGCCUACUUUUCCUGUGGAAUAUCUUUUGAUCACUGCUACACAUGGUUUCCCUAAUGAACCCACGCCCGUCUUUUUGUCUUCCAAAUUCCCAAUCGAGAACCGACCAGGACUGCAUGAUCAAAAUCUCACCAAAGCACUUACAUCUAUCAACAGUGUGCUCGCAGGUCAAGAAUUAUUCCCGAUUGGCUAUGCGGCUAUGCUAAAUGAUGCGAAAGGAAAAGGAAAGAUGGAUAUCAAUCCAGAAUUGGAAACCGUUCGCGAAAAGCUGGUUGGAAUUCUGAGUGAUUGGCAUUUGAUCUGUUUCUUGGAUACAUGCGGUAUAUUGGAUAAAGAUGAUAUUCAAGCAUUGUGUAAGGUGGCCGUUUCGCAUGAUCAUCGAGUGGAUCUUGAUGAACUGUUGCAAAAGACAGGAUGGCAAACUCUAUCGGCUAUUGCAAAAGAAUCUGCUCCUCAACCACAAGAUGCUGAUGCUGAAGAUUUGGCAGCUAUAGCCGCAAUGGACGGAGGAGGCAAUGCAAAAUCUAACCAACCGGGUGGUGGUGGAACGGGAGCGUAUGCCGGUAAAGUGGGCGAUGUACGAGGUGCGGUUCCUGAAUCACCAAAGCGCCAGGCACCUGUCACUCGAUCUACAGCUCCGUCUCAUCAACCUAGUGGAAGUAGAGCAGAUUCGCCUAUCCUCUAUACAGGAUCGGAUGAAGGAGAUGCAGAUUUCGAUUUUGUGCCUGAUGACGACGAUGAAUUGGAUGAAGACGAAGACAUGUUUGAAGAUGCGGCAAGUUCGACUGCUCAUGGUGCUUCUGCUACUAGACGAACUGGAUCAACACAAGCAAGCAGGCCAGAAUCGCCAGUUCAUGUACCCGCACCGCCAGCAGCAGCACCACCUCCAGUGACUUCUUCUGUGAAAGCUUGUCCACAUUGCACGUUUGAGAAUGAUGCAGCUGCAACUGAUUGCGAUGUUUGUGGCCUCCCAUUGUGAAUAUGCAAAAUCUAUUUUUUUUAUGUAUCGAUAAUAUAGACUCUUUACAAUUACAAUAAAAAAGAUGUAUUGAUCAUCUUCUAAUUUGACCUUGU